AUGGGUUUUCAAUUUCCAAAGUGGCUGAAAACUCAAAACAAUCUCUCCCAUAUUGAUAUUUCCAAUUCAGGGAUUUCACAGUCUAUUCCCACUUGGUUUAAGAAUUUCUCUACUCAUUUAUCUCUUGUGAAUAUUUCCAACAACCAGAUCAAUGGACCUAUAGCCAUAAAUGAUUAUUCCGCAACAAGAGUACUUGAAAUUGUUGAUUUGAGCUCAAAUCAUUUUUAUGGUUCAGUACCAAAUUCUUUAUUCAAAGUGGGAGCAUUAUUUCUUUCAAAGAAUAACUUUUCAAGUCUAAGUUAUAUAUGUAAUGUUAGUGAUGAGUAUUACUUGAGAAUUUUAGAUAUCUCUGAUAAUCAAUUGACUGGAGAGCUUCCAAAUUGUUUUUUGAAACUCAAAGAUUUAAGGGCUCUCAUUUUGUCAAACAAUAAGUUAUCAGGAGAAAUUCCUGGUUUUAUUGGCCAGUUGCUAUCUCUAGCAGUUCUUAAUUUGUCAAGAAACCUCUUGUCUGGAAAAAUACCAACAAGACCUCAACUCCAAGAGCGAGAUGAAGCCUCAUACAUUGGAAAUCCUGAACUCUGUGGAUCUCCACUUCUUAAAAAAUGUCCAGAACACAGCAAACCAACUACCCCAAAAUCUAAGACUAGACAAGUACUAGUGAUGGUUAUCGAUAUCGUAGUGGCCUUGGCAUCCCCAAUUGGCUUCUUCUUGAUCAUUUUAUUUAAAAAGGCCAAAAAGCGUCUAUGUAAAACUAGACAAGUCCAACAAGCCAACGAAGCUUCAAAAAAUGGUGAUAUUUUGUCAAUAUGGAAUUACGAUGGGAAAAUUGCAUUUGAAGAUAUCAUAAAAGCAACGGAAGAUUUCGACAUUAGAUAUUGCAUUGGAACAGGUGGUUAUGGUAGUGUAUACAGAGCACAACUACCUAGUGGCAAAAUAGUUGCCUUGAAGAAGCUUCACAAUUCAGAGGCAGAAAAGUUAUCAUUCAGAAAGAGUUUUGAGAAUGAGGUGGAAACGUUGACUAAAAUUCGUCACAGAAAUAUCAUAAGACUGUAUGGAUUCUGUUUGAGCAAACAAAGCAUGUUUUUGAUUUAUGAGUACAUGGAAAGAGGAAGCUUGUUCUGUGUUCUAAGCAAUGAUUUAGAAGUUGUUGAAUUAGAUUGGUGUAAGAGAAUCAAUAUCAUCAUCAAAGGCAUAGCUUGUGCAUUGUCUUACAUGCAUUAUGAUUGCACUCCUCCAAUUGUUCAUCGUGAUAUAACUACCACCAACAUCUUGUUAAACUCAGAAUUUGAGGCCUUUGUCUCCGAUUAUGGAACAGCUAGAUUACUUGAUCCAGAUUCUUCCAAUCAAACCAUGAUUGCUGGUACAUAUGGCUAUAUUGCUCCAGAAUUCGCUUACACAAUGGUGAUAACGGAGAAAUGUGAUGUUUAUAGCUUUGGUGUAGUGGUGCUAGAAACAUUAAUGGGUAAGCAUUCGGGAGAUCUUUUAUCCAAAUUAAUGUCAUCUUCUUCAUCAUCAUCUAUUCAACACACUUUAUUGAGUCAAAUAAUAGACAAUCGCCCCUCACCACCAAGAAAUAGACUUAUCGAAGAUGAUAUUGUUCUUAUUGCUAUGCUAGGGUUUGCAUGUCUAAAUGCCAAACCAAAUUGUCGACCAACAAUGAAGUUGGUUUCUCACCAACUUCUUGCUCCUAAAACAUCGUUAGCCAAACGUUUUAGUGAUGUUUCACUUGGACAACUAAUGUUCCCAACAGAAAUCUCACUCAAUGUUCAAAAUUAUGACAUCCAUUCAAUUCAAGAAAUCCAAUGAUCGAUUCUACUCUUCAAUUUG
Messenger RNA from Cannabis sativa, 1827 nucleotides. RefSeq names its product MDIS1-interacting receptor like kinase 2-like. Lineage: Eukaryota; Viridiplantae; Streptophyta; Magnoliopsida; Rosales; Cannabaceae. Bases 1 to 1806 code for a protein of 601 amino acids. Gene Ontology annotation, molecular function: ATP binding; protein binding; protein kinase activity. The record is from RefSeq and is a predicted model, not a curated record. Gene Ontology annotation, biological process: protein phosphorylation. The transcript is spliced from 2 exons.